Messenger RNA from Pistacia vera, 1885 nucleotides. Its product is annotated as probable inositol transporter 2. Gene Ontology annotation, biological process: transmembrane transport. Gene Ontology annotation, cellular component: membrane. Lineage: Eukaryota; Viridiplantae; Streptophyta; Magnoliopsida; Sapindales; Anacardiaceae. The record is from RefSeq and is a predicted model, not a curated record. Gene Ontology annotation, molecular function: myo-inositol:proton symporter activity.
AUGGAGGGAGGAGUUCAUGCAGACGCUGAUUCAGCUUUUAGAGAGUGUUUCUCUUUGACAUGGAACCCUUAUGUUCUCCGCCUUGCUUUCUCUGCCGGAAUCGGCGGCCUCCUCUUUGAUGACACAGGAGUGAUUUCGGGAGCUCUUCUUUAUAUCAGAGAUGACUUCAAGUCUGUGGAUAGACAAACUGUGUUACAGGAGAGCAUAGUUAGUAUGGCUGUAGCCGGAGCGAUUAUUGGAGCUGCAGUUGGUGGAUGGAUGAAUGAUCGUUAUGGAAGGAGAAGCGCGAUCCUGAUAGCUGAUUUUCUCUUCUUCAUUGGUGCUGUGAUCAUGGCCUCAGCUCCGAACCCAGCUGCUCUUAUUAUCGGUCGUGUUUUUGUUGGACUUGGGGUGGGAAUGGCAUCAAUGACAGCUCCCCUGUAUAUCUCUGAAGCUUCUCCAGCAAAAAUCCGCGGAGCCCUUGUUAGUACCAAUGGUUUUCUCAUCACCGGUGGACAGUUCCUCUCUUACCUUAUCAACUUAGCCUUUACUAAGGCUCCAGGGACAUGGCGGUGGAUGCUUGGAGUUGCUGGCAUUCCAGCUCUUCUGCAGUUCAUAUUCAUGUUGCUUCUUCCAGAAUCGCCGCGUUGGCUAUACCGUAAGGGAAGAGAAGAAGAAGCGAAAGCGAUUCUACGGAAAAUCUACCCUGCCCACGAGGUUGAAACAGAAAUUCAGGACCUAAAAGAAUCAGUUGAUAAAGAAGUUCAGGAAGAAGGAUCUUCUGAGAAGAUAAACUUUAUCAAACUAUUGAAAACCAAAACAGUGAGACGAGGACUUAUAGCUGGAGUUGGCCUUCAGGUUUUCCAACAAUUUGUAGGUAUAAACACAGUUAUGUAUUACAGCCCUACCAUUGUUCAGUUAGCCGGUUUCGCGUCCAACCAAACUGCACUCCUCCUUUCACUUGUCACUGCUGGCCUCAAUGCCUGUGGCUCCAUUGUGAGCAUAUACUUCAUCGACAGGACUGGAAGGAAGAAACUUCUAAUCAUCAGCUUGCUCGGGGUUAUAAUUUCUCUGGGACUUUUAUCAGCAGUAUUCCAUGAGACUACUUCUCACUCACCGAUGGUUAGUCUGGUCGAAACAUCUCAUUUCUCAAACACCACUUGCCCAGAUUAUAGUGAAACUGCAAAAACAGAGAGGUGGGAUUGUAUGAAGUGUCUGAAGGCUUCAUCUCCAGAUUGUGGCUUCUGUGCUUCACCUUCUAAUAAGCUAUUUCCCGGGGCAUGUUUGGUCUCCAAUGACGACGUCAAGAAAUCAUGCCAUAAAGAGGGCAGAGAGUGGUACACAAGGGGAUGCCCAAGCAAAUAUGGGUGGCUCGCGCUAAUUGGCCUGGCACUCUACAUCAUAUUUUUCUCUCCUGGAAUGGGAACUGUCCCAUGGAUUGUGAAUUCUGAGAUCUAUCCUUUGAGGUUCCGAGGGGUCUGUGGAGGAAUAGCUGCCACGGCAAACUGGAUAUCAAACCUCAUUGUGGCACAAUCCUUCCUAUCUCUGACUCAGGCAAUUGGAACAUCCUGGACAUUUCUAAUAUUUGGGGUCAUUUCAGUCAUAGCUUUGAUCUUUGUUCUAGUAUGUGUUCCAGAAACUAAAGGGCUUCCAAUUGAGGAAGUUGAGAAGAUGCUGGAGCUCAGAGCUUUCCAUUACAAGUUCUGGGAGGCGAGGCCUAAGCCAUCAGAAAAGGGUAGUGCUGCUUGAAGAACAAGAAUCUAAUAAUAGGAAUAUUUAUAUAUUGAAAUCAAAUUAGGAAUCCCUACAGACUGGGCAAUGUAAGUUCUUUAUGGUAUUCAUGAAAUCAACAAGUAAGGGAUGUAUUUCCAUAUAGAAAGCAUGCCUCCUUAAGUCACUAUUUUCA